This is a messenger RNA of Oryza brachyantha (malo sina), 935 nucleotides long. Its product is annotated as single-stranded DNA-binding protein WHY2, mitochondrial. The transcript is spliced from 8 exons. The coding region runs from base 30 to 722 and encodes 230 amino acids. The record is from RefSeq and is a predicted model, not a curated record. Gene Ontology annotation, biological process: defense response; regulation of DNA-templated transcription. Lineage: Eukaryota; Viridiplantae; Streptophyta; Magnoliopsida; Poales; Poaceae. Gene Ontology annotation, molecular function: single-stranded DNA binding.
UCGGUCGCAGGGCAAACGCGACGGCGACGAUGCAGCGGCUCUCCCGCUUCGGCUUCGCCCCCUCCUCCUCCAGGAGAGUCACUGACCUAAAGGAUGCUCUCUGGAGUGGUUCUUUGACCUUCCAACAUGCUCUUUCAACAUUGUCAGCAGACGAGAACACAUCUGGUAGAAAAUUUGCAAGCUACACUGUGUUCAAGGGAAAGGCUGCACUUUCUAUGCAUCCCGUACUGCCUAGCUUCAGCAAACUGGAAUCUGGAGGUUCACGAGUGAGCAGAAAUGGAUCAGUUAUGCUGACGUUUUUCCCGGCUGUUGGACAAAGGAAAUAUGAUUAUUCGAAGAAACAGAUCUUUGCUCUGUCACCAACUGAAGUUGGAAGCUUGAUAAGUCUUGGGCCUGCUGAAUCUUGUGAAUUUUUCCAUGAUCCCUCCAUGAAAUCAAGUCACGAAGGCCAAGUGAAAAAAUCAUUGUCAGUCACUCCUCUUGGCAAUGACAGUGGAUACUUUCUGAAUAUAACUGUUCUGAACAACUUGCAGAAGACAACUGAGCGCCUUUCACUCCCUAUCACAAAAGCUGAGUUUGCAGUUAUGCGCACAACAUUGAGUUUCGCAUUGCCGCACAUCUUGGGCUGGGAUCAGGUCUUGACUAAUCACCAUCCAAGUCCACCAGCAGCUAGCAAGCCCAGGGCGGAGCGCCCACACCCAGAUUCAGAGUGGGAAAGGUGAAAGGUCCCUUGCAGCUACAGCAUGGAGUGUUUUGAACAUAACUCCCAGUCACCACCGAUUAGUAUGGAAAUUUGGGAUGCUUUCGCACUUUCUUCACCUAAUCGAAAUUAGAUGUCUGUAUUAGAUUCAUGGAACUAAAGAUCGAAGGUCAGAUUUAGCACACCAUGAACUGGGUCGUGUCUGACUGCCUGUUCAAUGCAUGUCUGAACUUCA